GAAGUCAAGAUGUCGCGGAUGGUCGUGAACCAGCCGCAGCCGGUGAUGGAAUCCAGGGAGUCGGACGAGUGGGGGUCAGGGAUCUGUGACUGCUGCCAGGACGUCCCUGAGUGCUGCUGUGCUUUCUGGUGCUGUCCCUGCUUCGCCUGCAUCGUCACCAGGGACUACGGACAGUGUCUCUGUCUCCCCCUGCUGGACAUCUUUGGCCUCAUCCCGCCCGCCGCCAUGUCCCUGAGAGUCUCCAUGCGGCAGCGAUACGGAAUCAAAGACACCAUCUGCAGGGACUGCCUGUUCGCCAGCUUCUGCAACCCGUGCAGCUGGUGCCAGAUGUCCAGAGAGAUGAAGAGGAGGAAGAUCCCGGUCCUACUGGUCGGAGCCAAAACCACAUGAGAAGCACGUGAAGAAGAACACUCGACCUCUCGUCACUCGUCACAGGAAACGGACGAGGAACCGAAAGUCCAGACUGAAAAACUGCAGCAGUGAAUGUUUGCCUGAAAUAUCAAAGUUAUUUAAGUUGC
Limanda limanda (common dab) is the source of this 518-nucleotide messenger RNA. RefSeq names its product cornifelin homolog B-like. The transcript is spliced from 3 exons. The coding region runs from base 10 to 390 and encodes 126 amino acids. Lineage: Eukaryota; Metazoa; Chordata; Actinopteri; Pleuronectiformes; Pleuronectidae. The record is from RefSeq and is a predicted model, not a curated record.